UUCUAUCAUUUUUGUUUUUUUUUACUUUGUAGCUAUUUUAGGGGAUAAUCAUCGUAUAUCCUUUCCAUUACAACUGAUAAAAUGAUUAUUACGCUGUAGUUUCUGUUAUUCCUUCUCUCGUUAUCGGGUUUUAUCAUCAUGGCCUGCUGGAAUUUGAAGAGGGGGAAAUUGCAUGAAAAUAAUAUAAAAUGUUCUCCUUUGUUUUCCUGUUUUCUACGUUGCCAGAAUUCCCGAAUUUCCCUUGCUAACCUUGCUACUAAACACAACUUGUGGAAUUUUACAAUGUUAACGGCCAAAUUCGUGGAAUACGGCCAGGGGAAUACCUGCUUUAAAGAAUAAAGGGAGGAAGGGAAAUCGAACGAAAGAAGAAAGGAAAAAAAUAUUGAAAGCCCGUCUCAGUCCCCGACCGUUGCUCUGAGCGCGGGUUUUUGAAAACAAGAUGGCGGCCGUGUCGAAUGUUUGUCUACCGGAGAUCAAACGAGAUCUUCUUCACGCGGUGAAAGAAUGUUCCGAGAGAGGGUUACUUCACAGUGCUAAAUGGUCUGCAGAGUUGGCCUUUUCUAUUCCAUCCUUCCCAUCAUCUGAUCAUCUCCCAAAAACUGAUUAUUAUGAUCCACAAUUUGUGAAAGACUUUGAUAGAUAUACUCUGGGGAAAACAUUUUUUGAUCUUAAAGAAUUUGACAGAGCAGCUUUCUUCCUGGAUGGUUGUACCAGUCACAAAGCGUACUUCUUGUACAUGUAUUCACGUUACUUGGCUGGUGAGAAACACAAGAAUGACAAAAUGAUGGAUGUUUUAGGCCCACAAGAAAAUGUGCAGAACCAGGCUCUGACUUCCCUGAGAGCUGAACUGUACAAGAAACAUAGAGAAUUGGAUGGAUUCUGUCUUUACUUGUACGGUGUUGUACUUAAGAAACUUGAUUUGAGAGAAGAUGCCUUAGAAGUGAUACAGGAAGCUGUCACUAAAGAACCGCUACACUGGGGGGCGUGGCUGGAGCUUUCAUCUCUUUGUUCUGACAAGGAAGUUCUUCAAUCACUGACCCUCCCCUCCCACUGGAUGGCUCAAUUUUUCCAAGCAAAUGUAGCCAUUGAUCUACAGUUGAAUGAAGAAGGCUUGGAAAGGUACGCCAACCUCAGCCAGGCUGGAUUUUCAGAAAACAAGUACAUCUUACUCCAGACUGCAUUGGUGCAAUACCAUGCCAGAGAUUUUGAUGCGGCCUGUGAGUUAUUCAAAGAAGUGCAAAAGAGAGAUCCGUAUUCUCUAGAGCACAUGGACACAUACUCAAAUAUUCUUUAUGUCAAGGAAAUGAAGCCUGAGCUAAGUUAUCUAGCACAUCACACUAACAGCAUUGACAAGUACAGAGAAGAAACAUGUUGUGUCAUAGGGAAUUACUACAGCCUUCAUGACCAACAUGAGAAGGCAGUCACCUACUUCCAACGUGCACUCAAACUGAACCCGCAUUACACAUCUGCAUGGACACUGAUGGGACAUGAAUUCAUGGAGAGAAAAAACACAUCAGCUGCUAUAGAAGCAUACAGAAAAGCCAUAGAGGUAAAUUACAGAGACUAUAGAGCCUGGUAUGGACUAGGACAGACAUACGAAAUCCUUAAGAUGCCAUUUUACUGUUUGUAUUACUACAGGCAGGCUCACAAAUUCAGGCCAAAUGACUCAAGAAUGUUAGUUGCUUUGGGUGAAAGUUAUGAAAAAUUGGACAACAUGCAACAUGCCAAAAAGUGCUAUUUUAGAGCGAUGUCAGUUGGUGAUUUGGAAGGAAUGGCUGUUAUAAAGCUGGCAAGAUUGCAUGAGCAACUUCAAGAAGACGAUGAUGCAGCCAUUCAAUACAACCGCUAUGUGGAGCAGACAGAGGUUGUUGGGAUACUGUCAGUUGCUGAUUUGUGUUCUGCAUACCUAUUUCUGGCAAAAUACAACCUGAAGAAAAGAAAUCUCGAAGCUGCUGAAAUGUAUGCUCACAAGUGUUGUGAAUUUAACGAGGGCAGAGAAGAGGGAAAAGGCCUUCUUCGGCAGAUUUCUAACAGUAGGUCAAUUGGAGAAAGUGAGAGAGAAAGUUCUGAUGCUUAUACCCAAGAGUUGUCGCUUGGAAAUAUAACUGCUGACCAUGAAGCAGUGAUGUCUCCAGUAGCUCCAACAAAUCUCGAUUUCAACACACCAUAGUGAUGGCUUGUGAAACUAUCAACUUGUGAUACAAUUUACAGCAGACAUAGCUAGCUUUGUGCAUACACUUCAGACAUCUCAGAUUUGACUUGCAAAGUUCUAUGUUGGUGAGUAGACAUAGCUCUACAGAAAUCUGGGUAGUAUCUGGAGGUGGAGAUGAAUUGAAUGCCUGAAGAGUCGACAUGGCUGGAAUAAUUUGCAGCUGAGUUCUUCCAAAGUGCAAGACUUAUUUUGAAGCUGCAGAAUAGUCUCUGAUCAGAGUUGUAUUUCCCCUUUAGAUUAUAGUUAUGAUAGCUAAGCCAACUAGCUAAGUCAACUAUGCAGUCGAUGAUAAUGCCUUCACACCUAAAGAGAAAAUUUUCUACAGUAAAAUUGGUAAGGGCUGGUGCAAGUGUAUAAAAUGUGUGACCACUAGUCACUUAGGACAAUUAAUGCCAGACAAGUUAAGAAAUUAAACAAGAAGAAAACUGCUGUGGCUAAAAAAAACAAUACAUCUGAAAAAGACCCUAUUAGACAUGCCACAUGAGUACAAUUGCCAUUAAAAACACAAACUUGUACAUGUCUUAAAAGUGUUGCUGUUAAGUUGGUACCCAGGGUGAGUUGGGGGGAGGGGGCAGCUGGCCACAUGGUACUGACACCGAUGUGCCACACAUCCUUGGGGAUUACAGAUUGCCAUGUUAGCACCAUGUUUGGUGUCAGUUUGGUUGGAAAUGCAAAUAAAGAGAUUUGGUGUACCGUUCUUGGUACCCUGAAAAUGUCCGUUUUCAUAGCGAUUCAAUUUCUCAUAGAAUAACAUCAGUUUCUGCACUUCAUCCCACAUUCAACACUCAUAUCAUGACAGUAAUGCAGUUCUGUGGUCUCUGUUUGGCUCUUCCAAAGCACUCAAAAUAUUAAUUUUGAAUGUAGUUUUAAUAUUAAUUUUUAAAAUAUACAUUGCCUACACCAUGUUUAUAAAACUUGUCAUAAACUCAAUUUCUACUAAACUCCUGAGUAAACUGUAUUUCUCCACCAUGAAUUACCCCAAUGGAAAACUUGCCUGUCGGUUUAAAUACAUACUAAAAAGUUUCAAAGUUAUUCUGGUCAACCCUGUCUCCCUGCUUUUAGCUUCAGUCUGUGGCAAGAGGCAAAAUGUCGCUGGUAUUUUUGCUUGUCUCACAAAGGAGGCUAACAGAAAGUUGUUUGAUGUAUUCAGGACACUGCGAUGGCGCUUACAUAACGACACUUUCGUGCUGCUGGGGAAACCCCGCACUCGCGCAGCAGACAUGACAAUACAGUACUCAAAGAUCAGAGAAGAUUGCUCUCAAAGAAAGAAUUGUCUCAGUGUUUGUUGGUUUUACAAACAGCUUUAAGAGGAACAGCCCACGAAUAGUGGACGUAAUAGCAUUUUUCACAAAACAUCUGCGUUUCAAGACCGCCUGCUCGAUUCAAUCUCUUUACACAAACGACUUUUGUUGCUGUCAAUCACAUGGCCAAAGAAUCAAUUUGUGAAAUCGAUUUCCUGUCAAAGAAACCGGAGAAAACCGGUUAUAGUGGUUUUCACCGAACCAUACCGCAUCCUGUCUGUCUGUAUCAAGUGUUGUCUUUGUCGAAAGGUUGCGUUAGGGUCUUCGGCAUGGUUAAUAAAUCCACGAAAGAACGAGGAAAGAAGGGAAAGCAAGUAAGCAUGGCCGAGGAGAAACCACCAACUGAAGAAGUUCGUCAACCCAGUGCGGAAGAAACGAAAGAAAGCUCUGCGGGCGAAGAAACAGCUUUGCAACCCGAGGUGAUUGAGGAAGAGAAAGCUCAUGGCGUCGACGAAUCAGCCCAUGAAACAGCAACCGAGGAGAAAGCGAACGCGGAAAAACCUGCCAAGAAAUCGCGCGGAAGACCGAAGAAGACAGAUAGCAGCGAACCAGCGGUUAAAAAGGCCAAGACUGGAAAGAAGGAGAGAUCUAGACCGGAGAGAACGAGCACUCGUGUGGCAAACCAAAGGGCAGGAAUAAAGCUACAAAAGACAGAAGAACUGCCGGCCGAGAGGAAAAGAUCGCCGACGAAAAGGGCCUCGAAGGACAAUGAGCUAACAACGGUCUCGGAGCAAAAUGGCGCAGCAGUGGAGGUUGCAUGAGACGACUGCAAACAUUCAAAGCGAGUUUAUCUUUUGUAUCAUACGCGACUAGAAAAAUACGUACGAUUAAGCUUUAUAACGCUAGGAAAAGCAUAUGUUCCUACUGGGACAAACUAGGUUUCUUUGUGUCUUUGUUUGUGUGGAACACCUGCCACUUUGGUUGUUAUAUCUACGAUCAAAAAACAGUUUCGACCUACGGUGAUUCAUGUUUUAGAUUAGACUUUUAAUUUGUACCACAUUGGAGGAGACUCCUCUCCAUGCCUGCAUUUUAAACGUACUUGUGUUUACUAUAAUUUUCAAAGAGUUUCGUGAACAGUGGGCAUUCUCAACUGAUGUGUAAUUUAUUUGAUUUUGGUGUGAAAUUUUAAUUUUUUUUGGAAAACGUAUAAAGUCUACGAGAAGAUAAGAGUCAAAACUUCUUAAGUACUUAAUGGAGUGUCCGUUAACAUUUCCCAUUUUUUCGUCACAUGACGUAUAGCUUAUUUGUAAAGCGUUACUAAUAAACCUUAUUCAUUGAUGAA
Molecule: messenger RNA, 4795 nt
Organism: Orbicella faveolata
Lineage: Eukaryota; Metazoa; Cnidaria; Anthozoa; Scleractinia; Merulinidae
Biological process (GO): anaphase-promoting complex-dependent catabolic process; cell division; positive regulation of mitotic metaphase/anaphase transition
Cellular component (GO): anaphase-promoting complex
Molecular function (GO): protein binding
Source: RefSeq, a predicted model, not a curated record